UUGAUAUCGAAAGAUGUCGGUCAACCAAUGAAAACACGUGUGGUUAAAGUAAAAGUGCUGGUGUUGAAAACACGCGAUGCCAUGUAAAUAAAAGAAUACCGUUUAAUUUAAUAAAUAUUUUUAAAAUGGGAUUAUGUUCUAAGGUGUGUUCAAGUUUUCUCGGUGACGUUUUGGUAUGGAUCACACGAAUAGCUGGUCUAUCUGCAGUUGUUGCAUGUUGGGGUGUUGCUGCGGAAGUGUUAUACUAUGGACAUUACUUAGGAUAUGUACUUUUAGCAAUUGCUGUUGUAUUGACACCACUUGAAGUUGUGUUUGGAAUAAACUAUUGUGUACAGCUGUGUUGUAGUGUAGAUACUGCAUGUCGUAGAUGUUGGGACUGUGUUUUAUGGCUUGACGACUGGAAAAAGGCCACACUUUACCUAGUUCUGGCCGUGCCAUGCUUUGUGCAGCCUGGGGAAGUUAGGCUUGCAGUUAUAGUCGGAAUUAUGUUAAUAUUCAGCAGCGUUCUUUAUUUACUAAAAACUUUUAAGACGAGAGCAGACAAUGAAAGAAAGACUUUAGCACAAACACCUUCAUAUGAUAAAUUUGAAGAAGUUCAUGAAGAAGUUGAUUUAGACGACGAUGAUGAUGACGAUGCUGGUGGUGUGAUAACUAAUCCUGGCACUAUAUCAAUAUCAAUGGACAAUGACAUUGGAGACCAACAGGAAAUUCUCGAGGUCUGAUUGAAGUCAAGACUGGGUGUCAAGCAAGAGAAAGAAAUGUCAGAUGUGAGCGGGAGCUUUGAAAGUUCAUCCCGGUGAUGUGAUUACUGCCUGAAGAUUAAAACGCAUGACCCAGCAGCAUAUAGUGUGACAACAUAUAUAAUGUAGCUGAUCUACUCUACCUGGUAAUUUUAAUUUAUUGGUUGUAUUUUUUAAGAAACUUGUACCAAUAUCAUCAUUUAGAGUUCAAAACUAAACUUUUUUACUUUGUUUGAAGACUUGUUAACCAGGUUUUCCGAAGGAAAAAACUGGUUAUUAGAUUGGCAAAUGUCGGUGGGCGGGCUGGCGGGUGGGGGGAACAAGCUUGUCUGGGCCAUAACUUUGUCGUUGAUUGUGAGAUUUUAAAAUCUUUGGCACAUUUGUUCACCAUCAUGAGAUGGUGUGUCGCACGAAAGAAUUACGUCAAUAUCUCCAAGGUCAAGGUCGCCACUACUAAAUAUAGAUUUAUUUUGAAACAAAGGGGGUAAUAAUAAACAAUCAGUUCAGUUUGAGUUGUCUCCCUUUAUCAGAUAUUUUUUUUCAAAUUUAAAACCUGGUUUUGUAACAAUUUUGUCCCUUGUUUUUAACAUAGAUUGGUUUAUGAUGGAUACAUAAUUUAUUGUCAUUCUUAUUUUAAAAGAAUACGGUAGCUCAAGUUUGAUCAUAUAGUUUCCUUAAAGCUGAAGAACACCAAUGUGUUUUUUAGUAUUACAUACAUUAAAAUGCAUUGAGAUACAUGUACAGUAAUAAUUCAAUAAAAAAUCACACUUAAUGUUAUUGGGAGUCUAAGACCUUUCAGGAUUAAACAACACUCCAACAUGCUUCAUGUGAUUACUUAGAAAAUUUUCUGGAAUCAUAUUUAUGAAUUAUUACAACCUAAUUGUGUUGAUGUCUUUUUUAUCAGUGUUUCCUAUUUAUUUAUUUAGUUGUUUGAUGGUUGUUGAGUGCCUCGCAUGUGUGCCUUCAACGUUCUUUAUUUCAAAUUAGAAUAGUAAUUGGUGUGUUUAUCUUGAAAGAGAAAAGUAUCUGUGUCACUGAGAAGGUUUCAUUGGAUAUUCUUUACCCACUUACAUAACUCUGUGUUUUUCUGGUUUUGCGCUUAAAUUUUUAAUCACCAUGAUGCAUGUUAUUGUCUUUGUUUGUAAAUUGUAGCAAUUUAAUUGUAAAUGAAUAGAAAUUACCGCCAAGUACCUUACCUUUUUACAUACAAUCUUGUUGGGAACACUGUAAGUUAUUCAUAAAUUGCUUUGGUAUAUUAAAUCUUCAGUAGAUAUUAGCAUAUUUGUUUGUAAAGUGCUUAAUUUAUUGUUGUUAUUGCAAUAUAGAAUUAGAACACUGGCAUAAUUAUUUGUGUUCAUUUUAAAGUUACACUUUUAUACUAGAAGAGAUCUGUUUAUUGUACUUUCACAAAAGAAUCUGGUUUUUGUUGUCUUACAAUGUUUAUUCAUUUAUUUCUCUAAUGCAUGAAUCUCCAAGUGUAUUUUUAGCUCAACUUUUAUAUAUGAAAUAUAUAUAGUGGAGCUACCCUACUCAACCCGGUGUUGGGGUUCCCGUUAGCGUUAGUGUGCAAAUGUUAAAGUUUGCGUACAACCCCAAAUAUUUUCAAUGUUCCUUGACAUAUUGCUUUCAUAAUUUGCAUACUUCUUUACCAACAUGACCCCAAGCUAUUAACAAGAGCAGACGACUAUAUCAAGCAUUUUGUUAGAAUUAUAGCCCUUUUUUCACUUAGAAUAUGCAUAUUUUUGAUAAAUCUAUGUUAAAGUUUGCGUACCACCUCAAAUAUUUUCAAUGUCCCUUGACAUAUUGCUUUCAUAUUUUUCAAACUUCUUUACUAACAUGAACCCAAUCUAUAAACAAGACAACUGUAUCAAGCAUUUUGUAAGAAUUAUGGCCCUGUUUCCAUUUACAAUAUGCAUAUUACUUUAGUUACAUUGCCAUAACUUCUUUAUUUAUGAUCAGAUUUUAUUAAUACAUGUACUUUGACAAAAUAACACUUACCUGAAUACCACAAUGGAUUCCACCUCAACAAUACCCUACGCCCCAACCCAGAA
Dreissena polymorpha is the source of this 2791-nucleotide messenger RNA. RefSeq lists its product as uncharacterized. Lineage: Eukaryota; Metazoa; Mollusca; Bivalvia; Myida; Dreissenidae. The record is from RefSeq and is a predicted model, not a curated record. The transcript has 6 exons. The coding region runs from base 126 to 722 and encodes 198 amino acids.